Molecule: messenger RNA, 742 nt
Organism: Scylla paramamosain (green mud crab)
Lineage: Eukaryota; Metazoa; Arthropoda; Malacostraca; Decapoda; Portunidae
Product: 5-hydroxymethyl-dUMP N-hydrolase-like
Exons: 6
Coding region: 92-619 (175 amino acids)
Biological process (GO): deoxyribonucleoside monophosphate catabolic process
Cellular component (GO): nucleus
Molecular function (GO): 5-hydroxymethyl-dUMP N-hydrolase activity
Source: RefSeq, a predicted model, not a curated record
ACAACUGAAGCGGACGAAAAUAACAGAGGGCAGAGAGGCACAAGGUACAGUUGCUUACGGACGGACGCUUGCACGUAACAACAGAAGCAUCAUGCCGUCCAACCUUAAGAUCUACUUCAGCGGGAGUAUCCGAGGAGGCCGCAGUGAUGUGGAUCUCUAUGGUCGUCUUGUGGAGCAGCUUGGGAAGUUCGGCAAGGUCCUGUCUCCCUUUGUGGCAGACAAGACUGUGACUGAUGCUUCUGUCCAUGAGGGUGAAAUUACAAACGGGCUUUUCUCUUUUUACUGUGCUGCAAUGACCGACAAGGAAAUCUAUGACCGUGACUUGAGACUUAUAGAGGAAUGUCAUGCUGUGGUGGCAGAGGUAACACAGACGUCGCUGGGUGUGGGCUAUGAGGUGGGCCAGGCCAAAGCCUUAGGGAAGAAGAUCCUGUGCCUCUACCGGCCACAGCCAGGCAAAUUGCUCUCUGCCAUGAUUCGAGGAGCAGAGGAGAAAGGCAGCUUUGUCACCAGAGAUUAUAAAGAAGAGGACCUUCCUGAGAUCCUGGAGGAAUUCUUUACUGAAUGCUUUGCUAGGACUCACAAAGACAGCCUGGACUGGACAACUUAUGAGCCCAUGUAGAUAAUUAUGUUCUCUCUGUGUGAGGUGAGGAGGGUUGGAGGAAAAGCCUUAAUAUCCUGACCACAGCCACAUUAAGUUGAGUAAUGUUUAACGGCAUCACAAAAUAAACAUACCUUUAAACAU